AUGUCAACAACAGAGAACACAACAACAGUUAUAGUCCAUGAAGCUAUAAGUGAAGAAUAUGAGUACAUACAGUUUAACAAACAGUUACGUCUCAUUCGUUCGGUCAAAGAUGACAUGUACCAAAUGCAAAGUAUUUUGACAGCAUGUUAUGCUCCAGACACUAAACACGCAGACGACUGGUUCAAAAACCAAAGCACACAAGAACUUUUGAGUGAAAUUUCUCUAGACCGAACUUUUUCGGUCUUGCAUAAAACACAUGAAAAUCGUAAAAAUUUGCCAAUAAAUUUAAGAGGAUAUUAUGUACAUAGACUUCUUGUAAAUGCAGUUGCAAUGUGGGCUUCGCCUCGUUAUGCUUGGCAUGUUUACAAACUUCUUGACGAAAUUCAUAGACAAGAACGUGAAGAGAUGGAAAAGAAACUUCAAGCAAAAGAUGAAGUCAUUGAAGCAAAAGACAAAAGCAUUCAGAAAAGAAUACCACGUUCGGUACCAAAAGGAAAGGAAAAGAACUAUAAGUAUAUGAUUUAUACUGAAGAGAUGGAAAAUGAAGAAGAUAAAGAUAUGGUUAUGUUGCAUUUAGUCAGAAGAAACAACAAAAGCUUUUACGACCUUGCUAAGAUUUACAAAUCUGACAGAAAUUGGUUCUAUCGCGAAAACUUACCGAUUUCAAUGACUCCAAAUGAAGAUGUGAAACAAAUAGUUCAAGAUACGUUACCUCAAACACACUAUGAUAUGAAAGGUUGUACAAUACUUACCUUCAAAGAAGACUUACCGCUACUGAAAGAAAAAAUAACAGAGUAUUUUGACAACUUCAAACAAGUAGGGUAG
This is a messenger RNA of Trichomonas vaginalis G3, 825 nucleotides long. Its product is annotated as KilA, N-terminal/APSES-type HTH, DNA-binding family. The transcript has a single exon. Bases 1 to 825 code for a protein of 274 amino acids. NCBI's taxonomy places the organism in Eukaryota, Parabasalia, Trichomonadida, Trichomonadidae. The record is from RefSeq and is a predicted model, not a curated record.